AUGACCGGGCCUUGUACUCUUAUCCGCCUCCCCGACGAGAUCCUAAAGACUAUAUUCGAGUACGGCGCAGAGGAAAACACUAAGCACCUCUCCUUUCAGCGUCAGGUCGUCGCAACUUGCACCAAACUUCGUCGAGUUGCCCGGCAAGACCCACUGCUCUGGAACAAGGUUCAGUUCAUCCCGAAUUCACACUCGGGUGAGCUUGCAGAGCUCUGCUUUGAGCUGUCCUGCUCUGCGCCUCUAGACAUUGUCCUCACUGUCACGCCAGAGAUGCAGCGCCGUAAACCCAACACACUCACCGAAGCUCGCAAUUUUAUCCGCCUCGUGAUCAUAGAGUGUGAUCGGUGGCGGUCUCUUGUUUGCGAGGCACCGCAAACUCUCAUCCCUCUUAUUGAACCUCUAUGGGGGGACGAUGCCGAUCCUUUGGCCCACAACAUGCCACUCUUGGAGAAAGUCUCGAUACAGAAUACGGACCCUCGAUCGGGGAUGCUUCAUCCUACCCAUUCACUGAUCCCCGUUGGAACAUCUCCACUGCGGUCAGUGGCCAUUGCAUACUGGCCAAUUUUCUGGGACCCAUGGUGGCAUACAUCACUAAUGGAACUCUCUCUUGGCCCGUUCGACUCGGAACGACCGGCACCGUCGCUCCAUGAUUUGAUCCGCUUGCUCGGAAAUGUGGCAAAGGGACUUCGAUCGCUCACGCUCAAAGGUCGAUGGUCCGCACAGGACGAGAACGACAAUAUUGAAGUGGUCAACAUAUUUCCAUGUUUGACCACGCUCACCAUCUUCGUGUGGGGGGAAUAUUCUCUAAACUUGCUCAAGAAUUGCGACUUUCCGGCUUUACACACCCUCCAGCUCCAACUAGACGUGAGGAUCGUGCAAUCAGACCACCUAAAGGAUGUUUUAAUGGGCCAAAUAUUACAUGGCAAGAAGCGGGCAUUGUUCGAGUCGGUGAUUCGGCUCGAGCUCGGCAUCCCCGGUGGCCUUGAUGAGGAGAAGAGCCAAACCCUUCGGGAUGCUUUCCCGCAUCUACAGCAAGCAGAGCUGUCGGGGUUCAUGUUCUUGGACACGGAAACCGUGUCCUUCCUCUCCUCUGCCUGGCCGUCAAUAACGAGCCUGUGCUUGCCAGAGGCAGAACUGGCGACAGUUAGAAGGCUCCUCGCUCUCCGCGAAGAGUGUAUGCCUAUGAAGUUGCAAAAACUUCGCCUCCGAGUAGCACGCGGGAUGCUCUUCCGGGAUGACUAUGACUGGAUUGCGAGUCGCGUACGGGAGUGGAUUAUUGAACGGGAGAGAAGUGCCCUCUUCCGCAAUAUAGGGCAAAAACUGCCGGUUUUCAAGAUGAGCUCACUGAGAGCAUCACGAGUCUCAGAGGUCGCCCCUAUUCCAGGGCGUUUUCCGCGACUCAGGCAACUUUAA
Messenger RNA from Serendipita indica DSM 11827, 1413 nucleotides. NCBI's taxonomy places the organism in Eukaryota, Fungi, Basidiomycota, Agaricomycetes, Sebacinales, Serendipitaceae. The record is from the annotation of a GenBank genome assembly.